Molecule: messenger RNA, 3138 nt
Organism: Linum tenue
Lineage: Eukaryota; Viridiplantae; Streptophyta; Magnoliopsida; Malpighiales; Linaceae
Source: the annotation of a GenBank genome assembly
CGGGAGUUCGGGACAAUCUCGGCUGAUUUAGCUAUCAUUAUCAAUCCCGGGAGCGGAAAAAUAAAAAACAGAUAUAUGGAAAGGGCCACGAAAAGCAAAGCCUAAGGUCGGAAAGGUGGACAAAGAUGCCCACCAAAUGGGACCAGGCCCAAAUCGAACAAACCUUUACUACCGCCAUUCGCUGAUCAGAAAUUCAGAAUCCGGCGGGUGAAAGCAACGAGAAUGCGGGACGUCGAGGAAAAGAACGGCGACGAGAAGAUUCCAUCUCCAUCUUCACGGGAGUCGAAUGGCGGCCAUUGCCCUAUCUGCUUGGGUUCUUUCAUCCAAGAGUCCUACCUCGAUACCUGUUUCCACAAGUUCUGUUUCAAAUGCAUUCUGCAGUGGUCUAAAGUAGUUGCCGGAAAGCAUUCUGGAGUCCAGUCCUCAGUGAAAUGCCCUUUAUGCAAGACUGACAAUGCAUCUGUCAUCCAUGGAUUUGAUGGAGCUUCAUUCCAUAGGCAUUACAUAAGUCCCCGCAAUGAAUGUUCUUCCUUCUUUACAAACGCACACAAGUAUCGAUUAAAAUGCUAUUACAUUGAAUCAGGUAUCCUGAAUGAGAAAUUUAAUGUCUCACGGUUUUGGAAGUUGAAAAAGUAUUGUCAGCCAAAUCAAUGGCUUCAAUGCUGGUUGACCAGAGAAAUCCAGGCUCUAAUUCAGGAAGAAGAUGUUGACAUCAUUGUCCAUCAUAUACUUGGCGUGAUUGAUUCUUCCUUGAGAAGAGAUGAUUUACUCAACCAAAAGAAACCGCCAGUGGUUAAGCAGCAGGAGUUCAGGGAUCUCAUGUCAGAAACAGUCAGACCUUUCGUGACAGCCCGAGCCGAGCGAUUUGUAGAUGAAUUAGAGCUCUUUCUUGCAUCAGGUUUCAACCUGAAAGGCUACGAUGAAGUCUACACAGAGCAGUUGGGUUGGAAGGUUCCUGGAAUCCGCAGGAUUGUUAGAGAAGAAGAAGAAGAACAGGAAUCAGAUGAUGAGCACCCACCAACUGUACUUCCAUUGCUGUACAUUUCAGAUGAGGAUCCUGAUGUCUGAUGAAGUUUAGUGAAAAAUUGUUUGUUAUACUCCUUUGUUCUCAUUCCUUGUAUGUAACACUGCAGAAAGUUACAAACUAUGUGCUCUUGGUUGAAUCUUGUAAUACAUGGAUAGAUUUUCACCCUCAUCUUUUUUUAAUGCUGGUAUUGCAUACCUUACUUCCCAAACAAGGAGCAAGUGUCUGCUUUCAAACAAUAAGGACGUUUGACAUUUUUGUAUAUAUAGACAAUUCUUGGCACUUUGGAUGAGAAAUAAAUAUAAGUCCUACCUUCAAAGAAUGCCGAAAAUAACCCAGGAUGGAAAUGUAAUAACAGAGAUGACAUUGCUUAGUUCAGUGCUGACUGUAAUGCGGUUGCAGAGAUGAAUUAUGGAUAUGAGAGGCAUGGAUAAGGAAGGACAGUUGCCUUGUCUGUCAAUCAGAACGAAAAGCAGAAGCUGUGAGUAACAGACAUGGCAAACGCGGCAGAAGAUAAUGGAGCUUUCAUGGAGAAAUUUGUGCUGGAACCGCCGCCGAGCUCUUCAUCUCAUCCUCAGCUCCCAUUACACGGUCUCACUUUUGCUGUCAAAGACAUCUUUGAUGUAGCUGGGUAUGUUACCGGGUUUGGUAAUCCUGAUUGGGCAAGGACUCAUUCCGCAGCAACGUCAACUGCUCCAGCUGUUCUGGAUGUCUUGAAGGAUGGGGCAAAAUCAAAUGGAAAAACUGUCAUGGAUGAGAUGGCAUACAGCAUAAAUGGAGAGAAUAUCCAUUAUGGAACCCCGGUGAAUCCGUGUGCUGCAGAACGUGUACCCGGUGGAUCAUCCAGUGGGUCUGCUGUAGCAGUUGGUGCAGGACUUGCAGAUUUUGCAUUAGGAACUGACACUGGAGGAAGUGUGAGGGUUCCAGCAUCGUACUGUGGAAUUUUCGGAAUCCGACCUUCACAUGGUGCAGUCUCUACUUCUGGAGUAACUCCCAUGGCACAAAGUUUUGAUACUGUGGGAUGGUUUGCGAGGGAUCCAAUGAUCUUGAAACGAGUUGGACAUACUCUACUUCAUUUUCCUGAUCUGGAUGCUGCUGUGAUCCCCACCCAGGUGAUUGUAGCAGAUGACUGUUUCGAGCUUUCAAGCAUUCCACAAGAUCGAAUCCCCGGGAUUCUCGUUAGUUCUGUGGAGAAGCUUUAUGGGGCAAAUGUUGUAAAGCAUGCAAUCCUUGGGGACUAUGUUCAGGAUAAAGUUCCAAGUUUGGGGCAUUUCAUGAGUAAAGAAACCAAAACCAAAGAUCAAGAGCACAACAACAUACCAUCGUUGGCAGCACUCUCUACUGCUAUGCGCCUGCUACAGAAGUACAAACAUUCUUUGCUGCAUUCUUGAUUCUGAUUGAUUUAACUUUGAACUGGUAUCGACUAUGUGUUCUCUGUCCAAUGUGUUGAGCUUAAUCUUGACAAAGCUCAUUUCACCCUUCAUAUAUAGGCAUGAGUUCAAGAACAAUCAUGGGGAAUGGGUUACUACAGUGAAACCUGAUUUUGGUCCAGGACUAGCUGAGAGGAUAUGGGAAGCUGUUGAAUCGACAGUGGAACACAUAGAAAUCUGUCGAUCUGUGAAGAGCGAGCUACGAGAUGCUCUUUCAGCUCUUCUUGGGGACACAGGGAUCCUGGCCAUCCCAACAGUUCCAGGUCCUCCACCAAAGCUACAAACAGAUGCUACGACGCUCGAAGGAUUUCGCGCCAGGGCUUUCAGCCUUCUGUCCAUUGCUGGAGUAUCAGGAUUCUGCCAGGUGAGCAUACCGUUAGGAAUACAUGAAGAUCUUCCGGUAUCGGUUUCAUUGAUAGCGAAACACGGCCAGGAUGGUUUCCUCCUCAAUCUGGUUCAGAAUCUUUAUAGAACUAUCGAAGAACAAGUUCAAGCUGUCCAGAAGUAGUAGUAACAUGCCAGCUUUUUCUCGCCCCUGUGAUUGUUGUCUUUGUCUGGUCAUUUGAUCUUUGUUCAUUUCAAUGUAAUGGAGGAAACACAGCUGUGAAUGUUAUUGAAUGAGACACCAUAGGCAAUUGGUCAAAUUAAAGUAGCACUUGAUGUUGUCCAUUUGCGUUAGUUGGC